AUGUACCGGUGCCUGAGUGAAGCGCUGCUGCUGCCCGGUGUUGAGCCUGCCGCCGUGGAUUCUGUGGCUACCGACCCCGCCACACUGCUGGGCCGGGCCCACAGGGCAGUCAUCAUGGAGGACAAGUUGGUGGAGGACCUCAAGACCCGGGAGACUGAGGAGCAGAAGCAGAACCGGGUGCGUGACAUACUGCGGAUCAUCAAGCCCUGCAAUCAUGUGCUGAGCCUGUCCUUCCCCAUCUGGCAUGACAACGGCUCCUGGGAAGUCAGCGAGGGCUACUGA
This is a messenger RNA of Rangifer tarandus platyrhynchus (Svalbard reindeer), 282 nucleotides long. NCBI's taxonomy places the organism in Eukaryota, Metazoa, Chordata, Mammalia, Artiodactyla, Cervidae. The record is from the annotation of a GenBank genome assembly.